AUGCUUGAAGAGCACCCCACGUUGCGGAUGUCAAAAGCCAGCGUGACGCACGAAGGUAACAACCUGUACAUGCAGUCACCGGAGGUGCUGGAGCAGAUGACACGGCCAAACCUGAGCAUUCCCAUGUUUGAGCUCCUCAAAGAGGUCCCAUACACCACUGUCCAUGCCACAGGCAUGGCAGAGAACAACGGGAAGAAAGUGUCCUCAUUGAGGAAGCUCCGUGUGGCCUUCAAGGGCAUCGAAGAAGCCCCCAAGAUGGAUACGACCGUGAGCUCAUGA
Molecule: messenger RNA, 279 nt
Organism: Miscanthus lutarioriparius
Lineage: Eukaryota; Viridiplantae; Streptophyta; Magnoliopsida; Poales; Poaceae
Source: the annotation of a GenBank genome assembly